CUCUACAUGAUUUCAUGGUGUCCUAGUAAAUUAUGGAUAUCCAAAAAAGAAUCUAGUAAAUUAUCGAAAUCAUGAUACUGAAUUUCAUGAUACGAAUGGUGGCGAUAGCUGAACAGAUAAUAGGCCGAAUGAGCCCAUCUCAAGUUAAGUGCGCAAAGCCCAUGACCUGACCUGUUCACUCUCUCUCCUUUUCUCCCUCCCUAUUCUCUGUCCCUCUCCUCUCCUCUAAAAUCAAUUGCAGAAGAAACGAAAACAGCAAUCGUCCCAUGGGAGAUUCCAACCCAACUCCUCGCAUAUCAGUUCAUCAAGCUCUUGGUGGUGGCCUAGUUGCUGAUGUGCUAUUGUGGAGAAAAUGGUGUGGCGGCGUUGUGAUGCUAGCCUCGGCAACUACGUUUUGGUACUUAUUCGAAAGAGCUGGUUAUAAUUUCUUGUCUUUUGUGGCCAAUGUUUUAUUGCUCCUUGUUGUUAUUCUCUUCUUCUGGGCUAAAUCUGCUUCCCUUCUCAACAGACCUUUGCCGCCACUUCCUAAUUUGGAAAUUUCUGAGAAGACUGUUGGGAAGGUUGCAGAUGAGUUACAAGUAUGGAUCAAUUUUGUAUUAUCGAUUGUACAUGACAUUGCCGUUGGCAGAAAUUUGAAACUUUUUCUUAAGGUUGCUGUUUGCUUGUGGUUAGUAUCAUUCAUUGGUAGUCUCUUCAACUUCCUCACUCUGGUCUAUAUUGGGGUUAUUCUUAGUCUAUCAGUUCCUGUAGCAUAUGAUAAGUACCAGCACCACAUUGAUGAGAAGCUUUCUGUAACACACAGAAUCAUUCAAACACACUACAGGAAAAUUGAUGAAACAGUAUUAAGGAAGUUUCCUUUGCCCUCAAACAAGGAAAAGAAGAUGCAGUAGGAUAAAGUAUGAACAAUGAUCAAACAAAAGAGUUUGUAGUCUAUUAUCCAUGCAAAGUGAACCCUCAUACUUUGCUUUAUAUUGAACUAAUGCUUGGAAAAAUAGGUCAUUAUAAUAUCACAAGACAUUCGCCUUUCACUAUUUAAGAGUUUUUAGAUGUUGAAUAUCAUUAUUUUUAUCUUCAAAAUUAUCCGUGUUUUCUAUGGGAAUUGGGAUGUGAUCCCUAAAUGAAAAAAAAAACUGUAAUGUUUACUUGAGCAUACUUGCCCAAAAGUCAGUUUAUCCACUUGGAAAACCUGCCAAGUGAGCUUAUUAUCAAACUGUGAUUUGUCUUGAUAGAAAAAUCAUGUACUUUCAUUGUUUCUAAAUUGAAUAAUUUUAGCAACAAGUCUUCUAGGCACAUGAUGUCCAGAAUAAUUAAUGUUAAAAUGAAACUCGCAGGUAAAGGCAGGCAAGGUUUGAGACCUUUUGAUGUGAUAAGCAUAGACACUGAUUUUACUAGUAGCUUUGCUUGCUGCACUUCUAAGACAAAAUGCUAAAUUAUUAAGCCAUUAUUGUCUUGUUUGGAUUGGCUUGUUGCCUCACCUUGCCCUUCUUUGUUUAUCACUCUCUCUCUCUUUCUCUCUCUAA
Molecule: messenger RNA, 1520 nt
Organism: Durio zibethinus
Lineage: Eukaryota; Viridiplantae; Streptophyta; Magnoliopsida; Malvales; Malvaceae
Source: RefSeq, a predicted model, not a curated record